AUGAGCGCGACCGAGACGAUUACUGCUCCGCCAGAGAUCACGGCCGAGAAUGUGGCCACCAUCUUCCCCGAGGUCGACACUUCGCUCGCCCGCGACAUCCUUCCCACCGCUGGUGGCCGCGCUGCGUCCCAGGGCACCGAACUCGAGGGGUACGAUGAAGAGCAGGUUCGUCUAAUGGAAGAGGUGUGCAUUGUCCUGGACAAUAAUGAUAAGCCCAUUGGUAGUGGCAGCAAAAAGCUCUGCCACCUGAUGACCAACAUUGACAAGGGACUCUUGCACCGCGCGUUUUCCGUUUUCCUGUUCGAUUCCAAUAAGCGCCUCCUGCUCCAGCAGCGCGCCAGCGAGAAAAUCACCUUCCCUGACAUGUGGACCAACACUUGCUGCUCCCACCCUUUGGGAAUCCCCGGCGAGACUGGUUCAGAACUCGAUGCCGCCAUUCUGGGUGUGAAGCGCGCGGCGCAACGGAAAUUGAAUCACGAGCUGGGAAUCAAGGCCGAGCAGGUUCCUAUUGAGAAAUUCGAGUUCUUCACCAGGAUUCACUACAAGGCUCCGAGUGAUGGAAUGUGGGGAGAGCACGAAGUGGACUAUAUUCUCUUCAUCCAGGCAGAUGUCGACCUCGAGCCAAACCCCAAUGAAGUCCGCGAUACUGCCUACGUCUCGGCAGACGAGCUCAAGGCCAUGUUCCAGCAGCCGGGACUCAAGUUCACUCCUUGGUUCAAGUUGAUUUGCAACUCAAUGCUGUUCGAAUGGUGGAGCCACUUGGGCACUCCGGCGUUGGAGAAAUAUAAGGGGGAGACCGAAAUCCGCCGGAUGUAA
Penicillium chermesinum is the source of this 816-nucleotide messenger RNA. It is a transcript of the gene idi1, whose product is annotated as isopentenyl-diphosphate delta-isomerase IDI1. The record is from RefSeq and is a predicted model, not a curated record. The coding region runs from base 1 to 816 and encodes 271 amino acids. Gene Ontology annotation, cellular component: cytoplasm. The transcript is spliced from 3 exons. Lineage: Eukaryota; Fungi; Ascomycota; Eurotiomycetes; Eurotiales; Aspergillaceae. Gene Ontology annotation, biological process: isoprenoid biosynthetic process; isopentenyl diphosphate biosynthetic process. Gene Ontology annotation, molecular function: isopentenyl-diphosphate delta-isomerase activity.